Lacerta agilis (Sand lizard) is the source of this 3702-nucleotide messenger RNA. RefSeq names its product sodium/potassium transporting ATPase interacting 4 (gene NKAIN4). The record is from RefSeq and is a predicted model, not a curated record. Gene Ontology annotation, biological process: regulation of sodium ion transport. NCBI's taxonomy places the organism in Eukaryota, Metazoa, Chordata, Lepidosauria, Squamata, Lacertidae.
AUGUCCUCUGCCACCCCGACCGCCCUGAUCUCUGGUGUGGUGGCUGCAAUCAAGCAGGAAAACGUGCUGGCAGACGUGCUCUCUGGCAUCAGGGUGCCCGAGAAGGCAGCCCGGGAAUGCUGCAUGCCGCCUUUUGCCAGGAAGCAGGAGGAGGACAACGGCCCUGUCUUUAACAGAUGCAGAGCCUCCUUCUCUUUCUUUUCCAUCUUGCUGCCGUUAGAGAGACAAGUGUUUGAUUUCCUGGGAUACCAAUGGGCUCUUCUCGCCAAUUUCCUCCACAUAAUCAUUGUCAUCCUUGGCCUGUUUGGUACAAUCCAGUACAGGCCACGCUACAUCGUGGUGUAUGCCAUCUGGACAGCCAUCUGGGUCACUUGGAACAUCUUCAUCAUCUGCUUUUAUUUGGAGGUUGGCGGACUUUCGAAGGACAGUGAGCUCUUGACCUUUAACAUCUCCCGGCACCAGUCCUGGUGGAGUGAAAACGGUCCUGGAUGUGUAAGGAAGGAGACUCCCAUGGUUGGCCUCAAGGGCUUGGACAGCCACUCCUACGUCUCCGUGAUCGGUUGCGCUUUGGAAUAUCGCUACAUCGAGGUCAUGCACAGUGCAAUGCAGAUUCUGGUGGCGCUGGUGGGCUUCGUCUAUGCCUGUUACGUUGUCAGUGUUUUUACAGAAGAAGAAGACAGUUUUGAUUUCAUUGGUGGAUUUGACCCAUUCCCUCUCUACCAUGUCAAUGAAAAGCCCUCAAACCUUUUCUUCAAGCAGACAUACCUGCCUGCGUAAGUGACAAGGAUCCAGAGUCUGGACAGACUGAAACCAUCCAUACAGAUUCAUCCCCAAAUGCCAGAUGUCCCAGAUGCAAAGAGAUGGGAAACACAUUCCACUUGAAAGAACACAAAAACAACAACACACAUGCAGAUAUGCACAUACACAACAAGAUGACCGGACUCCGACAAGUGGGCAUUCAGACCCAAAUAUCGUUUUGCUGGCCAGCCACUCAUGCCAAUGUCUCUUCAAUGUGCUAGCUCAUUAGUGGACUUGCAGGUUUUGCUGUGAAUGAAUGAAUGAAUGAAUGGGGGAGGAAAUACUGUUUCCCUUCCCCACCCCACUCCAUUGAGAAUCAGAAGAAGGUAUUUGGAGAAUCUCCACUUGACUCUGUAGCACUCAUCUUUCCCAGGGACGCCCUUGAGUGUGGUUCCUUUCCAAGGUAUCAUUGCUUUCACUUCGUUGUGACAAAUGGACUGAUCCAGUAGAGACUGGUGCUCAUUCAGGGUGGAAGACAGGGAGGCCAACAGUAGGUGGCGCUAGAGAGCAUAGCUGAGCCAGUGACAGGCAGGGCCAACUAAGUCUGCUUUUGUCCCCACCCUCUUUCUCUACAGUUCUUCCCACUCCCCCAAACUCCAGACCCACUUCAAACUGUUUCACCUUGCCGUUUCCCAUAAUGGACAAAGUGUUGGUUGAAUUUACAAGUUACUUGGUGGUGGUGGGGUUUUUUUUAGAUGUCAUAGGAAAACUAUUUAGAACCCAAUUCUAUGUUAUUCUGUCUCUCUGUACCCUCAUCCAUUAAGGUCUGCAGAGAUGUGGAGAACUAUGAUGUCUGUCAGCCCAAGCAGGCAUAACCAAUGACUAGGGAUGACAGGAGCUGCAGUUAAGCUAUAUCUGGAGGACCAAAGGUUCCAUUCAUAUGGUCUAUCACUUGGGUGGUUACCUGGCAAGCCCCUUUGCUGGAUCCAUCCUCCAAAGCUAUUUUUAGCUGGCUUUCAGUGGGCCUACCUCAUUGUAACUGCAAUGCUGUACAAAGCUACCCCGCGGUUUCAAAAAGGAUGGGGGGGACACCUGAGUUUCUGCACUUGUAACAAGACAUCCCACACUUAGUAGAUCUCCACAAACAUAUAGAUCGUCCGUGGAUAUCAUGCGCCAUGGCAGGUUUCUCAAGCCUUUCGUGCUAGAAGGAUCCCGAGAUUGAUCUUUGUCCGAAUGUUAGCUUCAUUCUUGUGGUCUUAUAAAGGGAUUAGAUAAAUUCAUGGGUGGCUAUGUCCAUGACAGCAGCUGCCAGUCAUGUCGGCAUUCCUCCAGGCUCAGAGACAGCUUGCCGGUGAGUUCCAGUUGCUGGGGGUCAACAGAGAAGACUAUUUCCUUCACGCCGUGCUUGGGGGCUUCUCAAAGGUCUCUGAUCAGCCAGUGUGAGCAACAGGGUGCUCAGCUAGAAGAACUUUUGGACUGACCUAAGCAGAGCUCAACUUAUCCCAUUGUCCACAGAAAAAGUCACGUGCCACAUAUAUUGCGGCUGAGAGUUUUCUCUUGUUCUUUCCCUUCUGUAUAACAGCCCCCUCCCCAAACCGAUGGCUCCAUCUCUCACCCUUUCCCACUGUCCUUGCACUACUGCUCCUUCUCUACAAUUCACACCUACUCCAUGCCAUGUCUACCUGCUGCCUUCCAUCCUCAUCCCAGAACACAAUCCCAUGCUGAAGCUGCUCUUGGGUCUCCUUCAGUCGUCAAUGCAACUUUUUAGCUUCCCUCUUUUUUUCCCAAUUAUUACUUUUUGGAUCCCAUGGAUGCCAUCGCGGAGCAGAACACACAUGCACAUUCUCCUACGUCAGCUCUCUCUCGAUUUGCGACCAUGCCCACCGACAAUGUCCUUUGUGCUAAAUGGGGACGGGGAGUCGACUUUAUUACACAACUUGACCACUUGCGAAGGUCUGAGCUCUGGACCUGUUGUCUGCAAAACCAAGUGGCCUUUUGGGAAUACUGAUGCAUAGCAAGGCGGCAAGUGUUUCAAGCAAAAGGGCGCCUCUCUGCAGAAUUCUUCCAUCUGCUGUGAUGCCAAGACCCUGCAUCUGUCACAGGCAACCCACAUGUGCCUUUAAAAAUAAAAAAAUAAAAAGUUAAUCUGCAACAGUCAUAUCGCAAGGACUUUCCAGAUGCUAAAAAGGAGGAAGAGACAGACACUUGUUCUUAACAUUCUUCUCUGGGGUUGAGAAGCCAGGCGACCGAUGCUCAAAUAUGACAUUGUGUGAAUCGGAUUGUGGGCCAAGAGCCGAGUCAAGUUUCAGGACUCCCUUCUUCUCAGCCUUGCAAGAUAGCUAUGUCCUGCCUCUGCCACAGCUGGAGGCAGGGAUGCUUCUGAAUACCAGUUGCUGGAAACCACAAGAGGGUACAGUUACUCUUGUGCUCAUGUCCGGCUCCCUGGUUUCCCACAGGCAUUAUGGUUGGACACUGUGAGAACUGGAUGCUGGACUAGAUGGGCCAUUGGCCUUAUCCAGCAGGCUCUUCUUGUGUUCUUAAGAGCGAAGAUCCACACGUGUGUCCACAGCCCACAUCCACAGGCAGACAGCUUCUGCCCUCUCCCCUCUCCAUUAAGCCAUAUAACCUAUAGGGUUCUGCUAGUGACCAUGAGCCAUGACUUGCAUGCCUGCACCUCUGAAGAGGACUACAAUGGUCCAAGGAGAAAGCAUGAAGGAAACACACAAGCAAAUCGUCAUAGUGGCACAGGACGCAAGUGUGCCAAGGAUCGGGACCAUCAUUCAGCCCAUUGCGUUGGUUUGGUUGAGCAGACAUUUCCAUGUGAUCUGGCCUGGUGUUCUGUGAAGGACCCCAUGGUGGAGUCCUCUAGAAGACAGUAGGAGGUUUUGGUUUGUUUGUUUUUAAUUAGCAUGAUUCUCUCUGUUCUUUGUUACUGUUCUAAUAAAUUAAUGCUUUAAAUACACA